Messenger RNA from Westerdykella ornata, 372 nucleotides. RefSeq lists its product as uncharacterized. The record is from RefSeq and is a predicted model, not a curated record. The transcript is spliced from 2 exons. The annotation marks the transcript as partial. Lineage: Eukaryota; Fungi; Ascomycota; Dothideomycetes; Pleosporales; Sporormiaceae.
AUGGACGGAGCCAGCCAGGCACUGGCCUUAGGUGUCCUUCCGUGCGUGUCAAAACCGUUUCGCGCUUUGGCCGAUUAUCGUGGUUCGCUUGAAGAGAAGGCACAGAGCCAACAAUAUCUCCACCCGUGGGAAGAGAAAGCCCUUGCUAAGUUUGUAGCCCAUCAAGAUGCUCUUGGCCGCCCUGUCCGGAUAAAGUAUCUAGGUUCGAUAGCCUUUAGUCUCGCCCGCCGACGUGCACCCGCGAACCAUCCAUGCAAGCCUCCCGGGAAGAACUGGCCCCAGUCCUUCUACAAACGCCAUCCAGAUCUCAAAGCGAGUAAAGCUGCGGCACUGGACUGGAACCGUUAUAAUAUCUAUGAUAAGGUCAUACAC